CAUCCAAUGCCCGCGUUGCUUUGACAGUGUAUCCAAGAAGCAUUUGUGCAACAACAUAGAGAAGGAAUCUGAAUGAGUACCUCUUGGAGAGUGUUUGGAGUAGAUGAAUCUGUAGAAGAAAAAAGAAACCAAAAUCAAUGUGGCGAAGAUCACCGUCGUUUAUCCUCGACGAGCGACGAAGCUCGAAUUCACCUCCCAUGGCCGAUACAACAAGAGGUCCCUUUCAAAACCCUGAUUCCAUCUCCGCUUAUUACCAAACUCGCGCGGCGCAUCACGGUGUCAUUACAAGCGACUGGUUAGCCCAAGCUCAAGCCGCCGUUGGCCGGGUCACAGGCGAGGACCAGCCUCUCUCAUCCGAUAAUCAGCUGGGAACGGAGAAGUCGUUUAAUGUAAUUGAAGAGUUCAACAACUGGAGAAAGCAACCGGAUCUGGCUGAAGCCGUCGCGGCUAUUCGAGCUCUCGCUGCCGUUAUUCGUGCGAGUGAAGCUAGCACUAUGAUGGAGCUUGAAAUUGAGCUCAAAAAGGCCUCUGAUACACUCAAGUCAUGGGAUAAAACAUCAAUCUCUUUGACAGCUGGAUGCGAUUUGUUUAUAAGAUACGUAACGAGAACGUCUGCUUUAGAAUACGAAGAUUUCAAUUCAGCUAAGUCUCGUCUUCUUGAACGUGCUGAGAAAUUUGGGGAAAUAUCUUGCAAGGCUCGUAGGAUUAUCGCAAUGCUUAGUCAAGAUUUUAUAUUCGAUGGUUGUACCAUAUUGGUUCAUGGACUCUCUAGAGUUGUUCUGGAAAUACUAAAGACUGCUGCACAAAACAACAAGCUCUUUCGAGUUCUCUGCACAGAGGGAAGGCCUGAUGGAACAGGAGUUUUGUUAUCGAGUGAGCUAUCGAAGCUUGAUAUCCCAGUGAAACUACUGCUUGAUUCAGCUGUGGCGUAUAGCAUGGACGAGGUAGACAUGGUUUUUGUCGGGGCAGAUGGAGUUGUAGAAAGUGGCGGUAUUAUCAACAUGAUGGGAACAUACCAAAUCGCACUUGUGGCACACAGCAUGAACAAACCGGUCUAUGUUGCCGCCGAGAGUUACAAGUUCGCUAGGCUUUACCCAUUAGACCAAAAGGACAUGGCACCAGCGCUGAGACCAAUCGAAUUUGGUGUAAAGAUUCCGACAAAGGUGGAAGUAGAGAGGUCAGCUCGAGACUAUACCCCGCCUCAGUACCUAACGCUCCUCUUCACGGACCUUGGCGUUCUCUCUCCCUCUGUAGUUAGCGAUGAGCUUAUUCAACUCUAUCUCUAAUUUCAACUCCUAAUUAAAUAACUAACUAUUA
This is a messenger RNA of Arabidopsis arenosa, 1317 nucleotides long. NCBI's taxonomy places the organism in Eukaryota, Viridiplantae, Streptophyta, Magnoliopsida, Brassicales, Brassicaceae. The record is from the annotation of a GenBank genome assembly.